CUUGCUCUGUGAUGCCACAACCCGGCCUGCGCAGCGCAGCGCAGCGCAGCGUGACUCACCCCCCUCAACCCGCCCGGCCGGCUCGCGCAGCCCAGGGGCGGCGGCAGGCACACGAGCAGGGCGGCUUCCGUUGUGCAACGCAGCGAGCGAGCGAGCGAGCGAGCAACAAGCGGGGGUGCGGAGCCAGAGACGCGCCUCCCGGAGCACACGGGACGGGGCGCAGGACCCGCCGCACGGGGCACCCCCCGCCCCGAGGCAGCAAGAGGUUGCCGGGGGGAAACGCACCCGCCCCCUUCCCCCAGCAGCUGUGUACCUGGGGAGAUCGGGCUGGAGAGGCGUCAGGACGCGCCCAUCCCCCCCCCCCCCCGCGCGCGCGCGCGCGCGCGUCAACUUCCGGCCGACCCUACCAUAAACAAGCCGCGCGGCCCCGGGCCGGCUCACCUGCGCGCCGUGCGUGGGUCCGACGCGCCAGACUCUGGCCCGUCACGCGGAGGACGAUGGCGCCGGGGGAGGCGGAGGAUUUCAAACCCGGCAGUUUUGUUUCCCCGGCUCUGAUUCGCUCGCCCGGCCGCCGCAGCGGGGCGGGCGCCUGCCCUUCCCCGCGGGGCACGCUGGGAACUGUGGUUCCCCUGGAGACCCUAGCGAGGUUCGCCGCGCGCUCGGAAAGACGACGAGUCCCCUGGUGCCCCGCGCGGGGGCUCGCUGUGCCGCGAGGCAUACCGGGAAUUGGAGUUCCACAAAAGAAGAACGCGGCCUUGCGGUGGGGGAGCCCUGCGCGUGGACUGUGGUUCCCAUCAUGCCUCGCGCACCGCCCGCCUCUCAAAGAGGUGCGGGGGGUCGGCGAGGUUGGGGGCCGAGCUGGAGGUCAGAGGCCCGGCAAGCUGGGGCACGCGAGCGCUGCCAGGUUCUGGACUGUAGCCCCUAGACUAGUGCAGAAUUCCCCCAGGAGUACACCUGUCACAGAAAUUGCUAUGCCUAAUACACUGACAAAGGCAAAAUCCAAAGGUUAUAGAAAGCAAGACCAUCUCAACUAAUGUUUUACGUGUGGCAAGCUCUAGUGAUCCCAGUAAAGACACCAGUGUCUGCAAAAGAAGACAGUCCAGUUCUGUGAAAUAUAUGGACUGGAGAUGCUGCAUGUUCAAGAAAUUCCCGCAAGAGAACUUUGUUUUCAAGAGAUCAUGUGAGAAGUUAAAACAAGUGGACCCUGAUCAGAGCCCAAGAGUGGCUUAAUGGCAUAGGAAAGAAAGGAGGUGGAAGUGUAGGCAUCACCAAGAUUCUCUCAGCACUCAGCAGAUCCGCCUUGUCUUACAACUGGAGAGCCCAUAUUGCAGCAGACACCAGAACCAUGUUUCAUGUUGGCUUGGAUAACCAACUUAUUCACAGUGAGUCAAGAAAGGCCAGGAAGCAAUGUGACAAUGAAGAGGGCAUGCCCUUUUACAAACCCUUCAAAGGUUCAAGGUUUUCUCUGGGAAGAUCUGGCUGCUGAAGCCAUACAAGACACAUUGUUGAAUGUAAAUAUCCUGGGAAAAGUGCAAUUGGACAAUUUUAUGGAGAAACAGCUUAUGACAUAUACUUGUGGUCAUCAGAAGCUGUACUGCUGCUACUCUGAUACCAACAGGUGGUGCUCUUUUCUUCCACAUAGAGAGAGCUCAUUAGUAGGCACUAGUUUCUAAACAGGCCCACUGACCAAAUUCAGUACUUCCUCUUCCAAAUACAAUGUUUUGGAAACAAGAGAACAAAGGUCUGUUGCCAUAGCUCACUUCAUUGCCACCAAUACCAGCAGACUGCAUGGAGGCAGUAUUCUGUGGCUGCACAGGGUGCAGAAGUCAGCAAUGCAGCUACAAAACAGCAUGACUUAUUUGUAUAGAAGCAUGCAAAUGUAGAGCACUGGCACGAAGUUGUGUCGAAGUACCUGUACCUUAGUGCUUAAGGACAGUAUUAUCAAAUAAAUAAUGUGUCACAGUAAGCGACCAAAUAAGAUAUUUUUAAUUCGAUCUGCCACUGUGUUCCAGGGUUUCAUGAAAUAAGCACAUGUUAAUGGUGUACUAACUUGUGUGCAUUAAAAUGUUAACUCAAUGUUUAGUUUUUAAAAUAAGUGAAAAUAUUUUCUUCACGGGUAUUUUCAGAUUGUGUUGUAUUUCUGAGAGAAAAUCAAUCAAUUUGUAUACUUUUAUUUCAAGUUGCUUAUGCUCAAGUUAUAAAAGCCAGCUAAACGUGCUCUUUCAUGGUUGUAUAUCAUAUUAAAAUAUUUCUAAUA
Messenger RNA from Dermochelys coriacea (leatherback sea turtle), 2257 nucleotides. Its product is annotated as serine/arginine repetitive matrix protein 1-like. Bases 12 to 1034 code for a protein of 340 amino acids. The record is from RefSeq and is a predicted model, not a curated record. NCBI's taxonomy places the organism in Eukaryota, Metazoa, Chordata, Testudines, Dermochelyidae. The transcript has 2 exons.